Messenger RNA from Ochotona princeps (American pika), 1383 nucleotides. RefSeq names its product nuclear receptor subfamily 1 group D member 1 (gene NR1D1). Lineage: Eukaryota; Metazoa; Chordata; Mammalia; Lagomorpha; Ochotonidae. Gene Ontology annotation, molecular function: zinc ion binding; nuclear receptor activity; RNA polymerase II cis-regulatory region sequence-specific DNA binding. Bases 1 to 1383 code for a protein of 460 amino acids. Gene Ontology annotation, biological process: cell differentiation; negative regulation of transcription by RNA polymerase II; hormone-mediated signaling pathway. The record is from RefSeq and is a predicted model, not a curated record. The transcript is spliced from 6 exons.
AUGGAGGACAGCAGCCGAGUGUCCCCUAGCAAAAGCACCAGCAACAUCACCAAGCUCAAUGGCAUGGUGCUGCUGUGUAAAGUGUGUGGAGAUGUCGCCUCGGGCUUCCACUAUGGAGUGCAUGCCUGCGAGGGCUGCAAGGGCUUUUUCCGUCGGAGCAUCCAGCAGAAUAUCCAGUACAAACGGUGUCUGAAAAACGAGAACUGCUCCAUCGUCCGCAUCAACCGCAACCGGUGCCAACAGUGUCGCUUCAAGAAGUGUCUCUCCGUGGGCAUGUCCCGAGAUGCCGUGCGUUUUGGGCGUAUCCCCAAACGAGAAAAGCAGCGGAUGCUUGCUGAGAUGCAGAGUGCCAUGAACUUGGCCAACAACCAGCUGAGCAGCCAGUGUCCGCUGGAGAACUCUCCCAUGCAGCACCCCACCCCAGGCCCCAUGGGCCCCUCGCCGCCACCUCCUGCUGCAGUGCCCUCACCCCUGGUGGGCUUCUCUCAGUUCCCGCAACAGCUGACGCCACCCAGAUCGCCAAGCCCUGAGCCUACCGUGGAGGAUGUGAUAUCCCAGGUGGCCCGGGCCCACCGAGAGAUCUUCACCUAUGCCCAUGACAAGCUGGGAACGUCACCUGGCAACUUUAAUGCCAACCAGGCAGUGGGGAGCCCUCCGGCCACCACCCCACAUCGCUGGGAAAAUCAGGGCUGCCCACCUGCCCCCAAUGACAACAAUGCCUUGGCUGCCCAGCGUCAUAAUGAGGCCCUCAAUGGUCUACGCCAGACCCCUUCCUCUUACCCUCCCACCUGGUCCCCCAGCCCUGCCCAUCACAGCUGCCACCAGCCCAACAGCAACGGGCACCGUCUAUGCCCCACCCAUAUGUAUGCAGCCCCAGAAGGAGAGGCACCUGCCAAUACUCCACGGCAAGGCAACUCCAAGAAUGUUCUGCUGGCAUGCCCCAUGAACAUGUACCCCCACGGGCGCAGUGGCCGGACCGUGCAGGAGAUCUGGGAAGACUUCUCCAUGAGCUUCACGCCUGCCGUGCGGGAGGUGGUGGAAUUUGCUAAGCACAUCCCCGGCUUCCGUGACCUUUCUCAGCACGACCAGGUCACUCUGCUUAAGGCGGGAACCUUUGAGGUACUGAUGGUGCGGUUUGCAUCUCUGUUCAACGUGAAAGACCAGACCGUAAUGUUCCUAAGCCGUACCACCUACAGCCUGCAGGAGCUCGGCGCCAUGGGCAUGGGAGACCUGCUCAAUGCCAUGUUCGAUUUCAGUGAGAAGCUUAACUCCCUGGCACUGACCGAGGAGGAGCUGGGUCUCUUCACGGCGGUGGUGCUUGUCUCUGCAGGUGGGUCCAGCCCCCAGCCGCCCGCGGGGAGGAGGCAGACGCAGUUGAAUUGA